Messenger RNA from Pseudophryne corroboree (corroboree frog), 5329 nucleotides. It is a transcript of the gene ITGA2B, whose product is annotated as integrin subunit alpha 2b. Gene Ontology annotation, biological process: cell-matrix adhesion; cell adhesion mediated by integrin; integrin-mediated signaling pathway. The transcript has 30 exons. The coding region runs from base 283 to 3369 and encodes 1028 amino acids. NCBI's taxonomy places the organism in Eukaryota, Metazoa, Chordata, Amphibia, Anura, Myobatrachidae. The record is from RefSeq and is a predicted model, not a curated record. Gene Ontology annotation, cellular component: integrin complex; external side of plasma membrane. Gene Ontology annotation, molecular function: integrin binding.
GGUGAGUGGAGAGCAGACGUGUGUAUAGGGCUGAGUUUAGUUGUUUGUAGCCGGCUCUAGUGGAGAUAGAAUACUGUAUAUAGGAGAGUGUGAGGGUAAUGUUUAGGAAUCCAGACAAAUAGAAGUGAUACCAAUGGAAUAGGCUCAUGCUGGAAGACUGUUGUACUCCAGUGGCUGAAGUAGAGGCAGGUCUUACAUUUGGUAUUAAGGUAUACAUUUUCAGAUCAGUAGGAUUACAUCUGUUUCUGCUUUUUUUGCGGAUCCCAUUGAAGUGGUAACACCAUGUUGUGUCUGCUGUUUGUUAUUCUGCUCUAUGCUCAUGCACUGAAUUUGGAUAAGCAGAACCCCCGAAUCUUCUCAGGACCCAAAGGCAGCUACUUUGGAUUUUCCAUUGACUUCUAUGAGGCUGCAGAUAAAGGGUUAAAUAUAGUUGUGGGUGCUCCAAGAAUGAAUACAUCUCAGCCGGGUGUACGUAAUGGUGGAGGCGUGUUUCUGUGUCCAUGGGGGCCAGGCAGCAAUAGCUGCUCCAUUAUACCAUUUGACCAAACAGGUGACAAAAAUGACACUACUAAUGGCAUAAUGAGAAUUUUUAAGUCUGACCAGUGGCUUGGAGCAACAGUCAGGACCUGGAAGACCAGCAUUGUGGCCUGUGCCCCUUACCAGCAUUUUAACUACAUAGAUUCCAUCGAUUGGUCACGUGAAUCUGGUAAAACUCCCACAGGGGCAUGCUACUUAACGGCUGAUCUGAAGAACUUCUAUGAAUUCGCUCCAUGCCGGGAAAUAAAAAUAGAAGCAGUACAUCAAAGCAGUUAUGUACGAGAUAAGCGCUACUGUGAGAUUGGAUUCAGUGCAGAAAUAAGUAAGAAUGGGACUCUAUUAGCUGGAGCACCAGGAGGCUACUUUUUUGAAGGACUAUUCACUACAGUGCCCCUGUAUAGUAUCUGGAAUAUUCCCAUGGCUACAAUCAAGAAAUAUUCUGGCUUGGAAUUCUCUACAGAGAACCUAUCUGCAAUGGAUACAUAUAAAGGUUUUUCAGUGGCUUAUGGUGAAUUUACAAUGGAUAACCAAACAGAAAUUGUUGUGGGGUGUCCAAAUGUGGCAGACGUGGGAGCAGUCGAAAUUUUUAGUGGCGUCAAAAGUAUUCUCAUCAUCCACGGAGAUCAGACUGCCUCAUAUUUUGGUCACUCAUUGGCUGUCACUGACAUAAACAAUGAUGGUUAUGAUGAUCUCGUAGUGGGGGCUCCUGUAUUCAUGGAACGUGUGACAGGUGGAAAACUAAAAGAAGUUGGGCAAGUACAUGUGUAUAUGCAGAAGCGACAAAACAUUUUCGACAAAGAGCAUCAGAUCCUCACGGGGACUUAUAUUUAUGGACAAUUUGGUGCAGCAAUUAUACCACUGGGAGACCUGGAUAAAGAUGGAUACAAUGAUGUGGCUGUAGGUUCUCCGUUUGGAGGAAAAUCUGGAGGUGGCUGCGUGUACAUUUAUAAGGGCGAGAAAUCUGGACUGUCUGCUCAACCAUCCCAGAUCCUAGAGAGUCCUUUGCAUCCCCCUUCCAGGUUUGGCUUUGCACUGAGAGGAGGAGUAGACAUUGAUGGUAACGGGUAUCCAGAUUUGAUUGUUGGAGCAUUUGAAGAGGAUACAGUGUAUGUAUUCAGAGCCCAGCCAGUUGUCCUCCUCCAAACCUCCAUGUACUUCUCUCCAGACACUUUGAAUCCAGACUUGAAGCUUUGUAAACACAGGGGAUCAGAGGCUGUCUCCUGUUUCACCUUGGGUAUCUGCUCUCGAGCCCCAGGAAAAAGCCUCCCCAAGACAAUAAGUCUGGAAGUGGACAUUCAGCUGGACAGUCAAAAGAACAGGUUUCUACGCAGAACUGUCUUCAAUGAUACUUCUCUGCCAAGUAAAACUACGACCAUCAUACUCCAGAGCAACACAGAACCUGUCUGCAAUGAGUUCACAGUCUAUCUGCGGGAUGAAGUUGAAUUCAAGGAUAAACUGAGCCCUAUAGUUGUUAGUGUGAACUUCAGUCAAAUGCGUACAGAAGCUUCAAGCGUUUUGCCACCGGUAAUACACGGGAACACCAUUUUGCAGGAACAGAUUCAUAUUCUUUUGGACUGUGGGGAAGACAAGGUCUGUAUUCCUGAUCUGCAUUUGAGUGCCAGCUGGAGGGAAGAACCUCUUGUAAUCGGGUCUGACAAUCUUGUACACAUCUAUUUCACUGCCACAAACCUCGGAGAAGGAGCAUAUGAAGCAGAGCUGAAUGUUCAUCUCCCACCCGGGGCACAUUACAUGCAGGUUUUGAGGGAAGCUGAGGAAAAGAUACUGUGUACUCCCAAAAAAGCAAAUGAGACUGAACUUGUGGUUUGCGAGUUGGGGAAUCCAAUGAAGACUGGAACAAAGGUCUAUGCAGGGCUGCAGCUGAGCUUCAGUAACCUGGAGGACAUUGGGAGCAACAUCUCUUUUCCAAUGCAUAUAAAAAGCCGAAACAGCCAGAAUUCAAGCAGUCCAAUUGUUUGGGUGCAGUUGAAUGUGACAGUAAAAAUAUCACUCGAUCUUCGAGGGAACUCACACCCCGCUGAAGUGAUUCUUCCAUUACCUAACUGGGAACCAAAAGAGGAGUCUAAUAAACCACAAGAUAAAGGGGAGGAAGUGAUCCAUGUCUAUGAGUUGCACAAUGCUGGUCCAGGCACUGUCCAUGUCAAGUUCGUUGUCCAAAGUCCUGAGAACUAUGAAGAUGACCUAUUCCUGUACCCAUUGCUUUUGAAGACUGAUAAUAAUAUGCGGUGUACCAACCUUUCAAACAUCAAUUUUCUACAGCUGGACCUCAUGGGGGUAACUGAAGCACCUGUCAACUACAAGAAGUCAGAUGGCCGUAAGCUGAGUAAGAGAGACGUGGCAAGAGGUGAACAGGUCACUGGGAGCAGAGAGAGUGGGAACCAAACCUCCAAAGCAAUUGGUCCCAUCCUGGUGAAUUGUAGUGAUUCACGUUGCUGGCAAAUAGAAUGUUUCAUACAAAAUAUGGAAAAGGGGGAGAGAGCAACAGUGAAACUUCAAUCUAUUCUCUGGGUGUCCAGCUUCUUAAAGAGACCACAGCAGCAGAUCACUCUACGUUCCCGAGGGUACUUCGAGGUGAUGGGUGUUCCUUACAGAAUCCAGCCUGCAGCCUUGAUAGCUACCGAAACAUUUGCUGACACUGUGGUUCAGUGGGUGAGUCCUGACGGGCAGAAAGAAAUUCCUAUGUGGUGGAUCAUCCUUGGUAUCCUUGGGGGGCUGCUAAUCUUGGCAUUGCUUAUAUUUGUCAUGUGGAAGGUUGGAUUCUUCAGAAGGACACGACCACCGACAGAUGAUCAGGAAGAGUUAACCAACCAGUAAAGGAUGACCUGCUCUUAAUAAUAUACAAAAGUAGUUUUUUAUUGUUUCGUUUAUUAUUAUUAUUACCACCAACACCAGCUAGUCACAUUUUAUCCACUAACUAGAAAAUAAAAUGUAGUAUCCAACAGAGCUGUCAUCUUUUACAUCCAUGCAGAACAUAGCUAUGAUAUGUGUAUUCGUUUUUUGUUCAUUAAAAUAAUAGUUAUUUUAGCAGAGAGGUUAGAGUUUCACACCAUGAUCAUGUUGCUUGAAAAGUAGCCUCCUAUUUGCCACUCCAGCAGAUCCUGGAAUGGAGAUACAUUGGCCAAAUGUGAGAGGCUUGGCAACAUGGUUUGUGUCAUUACAGCCCCACACUGCAAAUAUCAAAGUUUGUUAUAGAAUUUCCUUUCUAAAGUGUACCUGUCUGCUAAGGAGUGGAGGAUUUAACAAUACCCAGCCUUAUGAUCUACUUGAGUUGUAACUAGUGAUAUCACCAAAGCAGGAAUCAAUGAGCUGCAUUGUUUAAGCUUUCUCUUGCAUAGGCGUUUAGACCCAAAAAUGCCUGCCUCAGUUGUGCAUAGCCCAUUAGCCAGGUAACACUCUACUGCAGUGAUUUUCAACCUUUUUCAACUCGCGGCACACAGAUAAGAAUUUUAAAUUGCCAAGGCACACCAUCAGUGCGCCACGGGAAAAAAACACAUUGGCCCCCACAGUAAUUAAAAAGACGUGAUGCCGCUGUUAGUAUACUGACAGCCAACAUGCCGUUUGUCAGUAAAACAUAUCUAUUCCUUAAUAAUGCCACACACUGUUCCCCCAGUAAUUUCACCACACACUGUUCCCCCAGUAAUUCCACCACACACUGUUCCCCCAGUAAUUCCACCACACACUGUCCCCCCAGUAAUUCCACCCACUGCCCCAAUAAUAAUUGCUGCUGUCCACAUCCCUCCUCUCCUCCUCUCUCUCUCCCCCCCCCCCCCCCCCCCAUCCCCCCAGUGAUUCCAAACAUUGCUGACAUAAAUAAAUACAUUUUUUAUUUUAAAUGUAAAACCUGCAGAUGUAAAGUUGAGAUGGCAGCAUGGAUGGAGCUGCAGUGGCCAGUGGACGGACGGGCACUCCAAGCAGGAAUGAGACGUGGAGUGGCCAGCGGGCGAGCAGGCACUGCAGGCAGGAAUGAGACGUGGCGUGCGUGACCUAUGAGUUACGCACGCGGAAGUGCACACUGCACAGCGCUGCCCGAACCGGUUAUUGAUUGCAGCGGGCGGCGGGUCUCUGGCUGGCAGGCGGCAAUGGAUAUGUCUGGCGGGCAGCGGUGGUGAGCAUCUCUGGCUGGCCGCAGCACACCUGGAGGCCGCUCACGGCACACUAGUGUGCCGCGGCACAACGGUGGAAAAUCGCUGGUCUACUGUUUUGAUUAAGGACUUUUAUAGGUAUAAUGCAGAUGGGGGGGGGGGGGGAGCGGGUAUGAAAAGAAGAGUUGUAGCUCGAUUGUUACAGUAUGUCAUUUGCAUCAAGUGGGCGUGGCAAUGUAUAUGAUGCUAAUUUUGUCAUCUUGCUCUUGUCCCUGUAGUGUUCAGUGGCGCGUUCACUGUGGUGGGCAGAGCUUUAAGAUGCUUUACAGCAUGACUUGACAGAUAAGAAAGUGCCUGUGAAGAUAUCAGGUUCCAAAUCACUCAAGUUUGGUGGUAGAUGAAAAACCUACCGGGGUUUAUUGACAGAAUAGGUUCUAACACAGUUCAGCACACUUCUGUAAUCCAAUUCCACAUGACAAUUCCCACCACAAUCUCCUGACAGACCAUUACUUCUUAGUCUCGGAGUCUCUUCUAGUCACAGGAAAUGAGGCAUAGCUAUAUUGUCACAACCCUCAUUUUCUCACAGUGCCCUAGAUAAAGAACUGGUUGCUCCCUUUCUAAGGAGUAUCACCCAAAUUUUGGAGUCUUCCAGAGUUUUACAGAAAUCCUACAACUAUGAUUUUAAUAAAUGU